This is a messenger RNA of Cylindrotheca closterium, 1053 nucleotides long. NCBI's taxonomy places the organism in Eukaryota, Bacillariophyta, Bacillariophyceae, Bacillariales, Bacillariaceae. The record is from the annotation of a GenBank genome assembly.
AUGAUGUUAUUUCAACACAACAAUACUGGUAUCCACUUGGAUAGUGGAUCUACUUUUCAUUUGCGAACCAAUGAAGAUGACUUUAAAGAAGGAAGUCUACAAGGAAUUCAUGGAGGAUUCCAUUAUGCCUCUAAUGUGGAGGGAAGAAACCUUUACCGAGAAGGAAUCGAUAAGGUAUUUGAUUAUGUGUGUAAGCUUGACACACGAGCUAGCAACAACGUCAACAGUUUGUCGAACAUGGUAAAAGAUGGAUUUGAUGUAUUUAUGGACACGAAGAGAGAGAACAGCUUCUUUGUGACCAGAAACGGGACUACAUGGCGAUUUGGACAUCGCAAUGGAUUAUAUCCUCUGGUGGACGAACCUGCUAUGGUAACAACAAUGUUUCAUGACCAUGCACGAGGACUUGAUAAUGAUGAUGUGCAAGGGUACUGUGCUCUACAGAGUGUGGAGAAGAACAAAGAGGGUUUCACAAACAAACAAGUGAAACGAGCAAAUGUUGCACGAAGUGGCUAUCAUAUGAUGGGGGCACCUGGUGCAGAAUUAUUCAAGUUGGCGAUUCGGGGAAAUUUUUUCAAAAAUUGUCCAAUAACAGAGGAAGAUGUUAAUAUCUCUGAAAAGAUAUAUGGACCGAGCGUUUCAACAAUUAAGGGCAAACAAAAGCAAAAGCGACCAACACCGAAGGCGGUGGUUGAUGAUUGGAUCGAAAUGCCCAAGGAACUCCUGAAACACAAUUCAAACCUGGAUUUAUGCAUCGACAUUAUGUUUAUCAAUAAUGUCGCGUUUUUUGUCAGUAUUGACAAAGCAAUCAAAUUCCGAUUCAGUACUGAAUUGAAAGAUCGGACAAAAGAUGCUAUUUACAAGUCGAUUGACGAAAUUUUACGCAUUUAUAAUCAUGCGGAAUUUCGAAUCAAAACUAUUUAUUGCGACAACGAAUUCAAACCGGUAUUUGAUGACAUGAAAGAUAAUAUGGAUGUGACCAUGAAUUAUGCCGCGCCAGGCAAACACGAACCAACUAUUGAGCGCAGCAAUCAAACAUUGAAAGGAUUAUUCUGA